This is a messenger RNA of Onthophagus taurus, 1477 nucleotides long. RefSeq lists its product as uncharacterized. NCBI's taxonomy places the organism in Eukaryota, Metazoa, Arthropoda, Insecta, Coleoptera, Scarabaeidae. The record is from RefSeq and is a predicted model, not a curated record.
UGGGCGUUCUUAAAAACUUAUUACAAUAAACAUGUUCAGUCCAGCUCGGAGAAAAAGAUCUGUCGUGUCAAGGAGACUUGGCAAAAAGCUCUUGGUCAUUACACUCCGGAGAUGUGGGCAAAUAGUGUUCGCCACUGUGAAGAACUAAUUAAAAAAGAUUGGACAACAUUAAUGGGAAAUUCAUUAAUAACUGAUUUACCUCCUGUCAUCAUCCAACUAGCGGAAGACUCAGAUUCUUCCAGUAAUUCUGAUUUUUAAACAAUAUUCAAAUUUUAAUUAUAGCACUUAAUUAUGUUAUCUUAAUAUAUUGCUCACGAGUUUUAAUUUCAAAACGUAGAUAUUAGCCAAGUGACGAGAGAUUAGUGGCUUCGUCUUUAAAGUGACAACUUCGUUUAGAAUAUACACAACCUUACUUAUUAUUUAGUGGAAAAUAUUAUAAAGCGUGGUCAUAGAACAUGGUAUCUAGGGUGGUACAGACCGUUUUCUUAUAAAAAUUUGGCAAUGACAAUUGAUUUAAAUAAAAAACAAAUUAUAUUCGAAUUACAUUAAAUGACAACAUUGAAUUUACAAAAACAAUUUUGAAGUAAAUUUGUCACUGACGGAUAUUAUCGAUCAUAAAUGUCAAGAAGAAACAUUCAAAAAGAAAAAGAAACUUUGAUUCUACUAUAAUAUGUAAACAGUAGAUCCAAUAUCUAAUGAAUAUAAGUUAUGUCUUCUUCCUUAUGACUCUGGUAUUAUUACCACCAAUUUUUCCAUGCGUUUUCGAUUCCGACGAAAAAGAUGAAAGCUUCAAAAUUAAACGUGCUGGAAAAGGGAAGAAGUUCGAUAAACGAAAUAGGAUGGAAAAACGAAAUAGAAUGGACGAUCAAAAGUUUUUUGAAGGUAUAAGUGAAAUUACUCCUUCGCCGCCGCAUUCUACAGCAACUCGACCGGAUUUUUUUCUCAAACAUCGCCAUUCGAAACAGGACAGCCUUAAAGAAAUCAAAACAUUACUAUCGAAAUUGUUAGAUAAAAUCGACGAAAUUGAAAUGGAAGAAAAAGUUGACUCGUUUAAAAAAAAAUUGAAAGCAAGCGAAUCGUAUCUAGAAGAUUACCCAGAAAAUAAAAUUACAAAUAAUUACCCCCUACAUAAAUUUUCCGAACAGACUUCAAUGCCGAGUUUAACUCCAAAACUCAGUUUGAUCCAAAGAAUCGAGAGGAGAAGGAGGAAGAAGGAACGAAAAGAUGGAAAACGACAGAGAUGGGGAAAAUGGACAAAUUGGUCACCUUGUAGCGUGUCUUGCGGUAAGGGACGGGAAAUUCGAUGGAGACACUGUUUGGAGAAUUGUGAUAUAGCUGAAACUGAAAUGGAAGAAAAAACUUGUCAACUACCAGCUUGUGGACCAUCGAAACUUUUUGGUGUCAUAAAAUUAUAACUUCUAAUUUAAAAAUAUAUCUUGUAAUUUUAAGUUAGAAAUAAACUAUUUAUUUUUGAGGC